Molecule: messenger RNA, 2546 nt
Organism: Linum trigynum
Lineage: Eukaryota; Viridiplantae; Streptophyta; Magnoliopsida; Malpighiales; Linaceae
Source: the annotation of a GenBank genome assembly
UAAUGAUUUGAUUACAACAAAUAUUAGGUGACUGAAAAGCUAAAAUUUAAAUUGCAAAUGAUGCAACCCACUACUUUGUAAGAGAUCCAUGUCGACCUAGCAUUCCGAUGUGGACGCUUCAGGUCGACCUCACAGUACAGAUGUAAUCCCCAACACGGUAUUAUUCCCAGCGUCUAAGACUAAGGGCAUGUUUGGAAGUUGAGAUUCUCCAAAUAGAUGCAUUUAAUCAAUUCAUGUAUUAUUAUUUGAUGUAUUGAUGCAAUGCAUGUAUCAGAAAAAUACCUUGUUUGGAAAGAUAAUGAUUGAGGAAAAAGUAGGAUAGACAAUCUCUUGUUAACAAUCUCUACUUUUUGUAGAGAUUGACAAUCAUUCAUUUUGAGUGAUUGUGGGUGGGCCAGAAAAAAAUAAUACAUGCAUUCUAACUCAAAUUGAACCAAAAAAAUGACUUAAUCUUAUCAUUAGAUAUAUUGACUAAAUACCUCACUUGAAAACUUCCAAACGACACCUAAGAGCCGCCUAACUUGCUUUAAGAAAGGAAUUUUAUUCGGCCAUUUCUGUACGCAGACCACAUUAUCGGAGGAGACGCUGUUCAUUGCUUCUGCUCUCUCUAUAUUCUCUCAUCUUUCGAUAUCUCAAGCUACAGGAAUCUAACGCAAUGGUGAGUUGAUUCUUUUUCUCGUCUUCAUGUUUCCCUUCUAUUAUUUCAGCUCUGAUAGCCUAGGGUUUCCUUUUUUUUUUUUUUUUUCUGUCUUCGAUUUCUGCUGGAUUAUGAAUCUCCAUGUGAGGGAGUGCUCCCGUUCGAUCUUUGCUCGAUCUCGCCGUCCUGAACCUGAAUUUCGCUCAGGGUUCGUCAUUUAUGCCGCUGCGGGCUAUUUCUCCCGUGAUCUAAUCUUACCUAGUGCGUAACUGUAGAGAUCUGAGUUGCUCUUCUCCUUCGUCGCAUUUUCUUGCGUAGAUCUAUCGGAAGUUGUGAUGAAUUUUUAAUCGAGCUCGGAUUUUAGCUGUAUUCCUUCUUUCGAUUUUGACGAUUGCUCUUGUGUUUAGCUAAGAGGGUCAAGUGUUCAUUUGUGUGCAAUUUAGGCGGUUUGUUUUGUGUUCUGUAUCUGUUGUCGAGGUGGAUCGAUGGUGAUGUUUGGCUUUAUUUCUGAAAUUACUCCAUUGCAGCUCCUCGUUCAUUGAUUUGCUUGUAUUGCAGUUUUUUUAUGGGUUUACUUGGUAGUGUUUCAAUUAGUCAUGAUCCAAGUUUGAGAUUUGAGGGCAACUAUGAGAUUUAUUGCGUUAUCAAUUUAGGCUUUUCAAUAUUGGAUUUGUUUUCCUCUUGGGAUUGGAUUUGGGCAGUUAAUGAAUGAAUCUGAUCGAUAGCUCCAAAAAUAACUUGCGUCGACUUAGUAGGCUCGUCUUUGAAUUAUGAUUCUGGCGUCACAGGGGAGCUAGAGUUUGACUUAGUAUUGACUACUAUGGACUGUGCGUUCAUGUUACCUUUUAGGCAAAUGCAGCAUCCGGGAUGGCAGUCCACGAUGACUGCAAAUUGAAAUUCUUGGAGCUGAAGGCAAAAAGAACCUACCGCUCCAUAAUUUUCAAGAUCGAGGAGGAGCAAAAGCAAGUUAUUGUGGAGAAGCUUGGCGAUCCAAGUCAAAGCUAUGAGGAUUUUGCUGCUAGCAUCCCUGCUGAUGAGUGCCGCUAUGCUGUUUAUGAUUUUGACUUUGUCACAGUGGAGAACUGCCAGAAGAGCAGGAUAUUUUUCAUUGCAUGGUCUCCUGACACAGCGAGGGUGAGAAGCAAGAUGAUUUACGCGAGCUCAAAAGACAGGUUCAAGAGAGAGCUCGAUGGAAUUCAGGUAGAGUUGCAAGCAACUGAUCCUACAGAGAUGGGGCUCGACGUGUUCAAGAGCCGUGCCAACUGAAUGGGGACAGACCUAUGAGGGGCCAUCUGUCAAUGGCUUGUGGCCUUUCAGGAUUUGCAUUUACUUGUGGUGUUAUGUUUAUAGUUUGGUGUUGAAUGGAGAGAAUUGUGAUACUGGUUUUCUGAGUUCAACCUGCUGUUCUGAACAUCCUUUUGUUCGUUUGAAGCAUGAAUACCUGGCUUGUGAUCCAUAGAACCUUUUGUGUCUGACUGCGUUUCUCGUAGUUGUAUGUCUACGAGCUAAUUUGUAACUGUGUGUUUGUGGAGGGGUUUUAGGCAAGGCCUUGAGUUGAGCUGAAGGUGGAGAAGUGCUUGACCAUUGUCAUUCUACUUUGGGAUUGCUAAGAAAGGUGCCUCAUAUCCUGCAGUUACGAAAUUUGUUCUUGCUAUGUACUUCUAUUACUAAAGGAACUAAACUCCCUUUAUUUCUCCUUCUAUCACGUUUACAUAUGGAAAAAACCCCAAUAUUUGAGUAUUUCCCAAGCCUAACUUAAUUUGGGUAAUUUUACUUAUGAGGCAUAUUCAUAUUCAAUUUUUUUAGUUGGUUGUAAAUUGGAUCCAUAUUACAAAGUCAAUAAUAUGGGUACUUGAUUAUAAAAUAAAUUGAAAGUUGGAAACACUUACAUUAAAGGUGUAUAAUUGGG